Molecule: messenger RNA, 965 nt
Organism: Glycine soja
Lineage: Eukaryota; Viridiplantae; Streptophyta; Magnoliopsida; Fabales; Fabaceae
Product: signal peptidase complex catalytic subunit SEC11A-like
Exons: 8
Coding region: 119-661 (180 amino acids)
Cellular component (GO): signal peptidase complex; membrane
Molecular function (GO): serine-type endopeptidase activity
Source: RefSeq, a predicted model, not a curated record
UAGCGUGCGCAGCUACGGUAAUACACUAAUACUACAGCAGUUGUUGAGUCAGCGGUUCUGGGUUGGAGACAGAGAGAGAGAAGUUUUCAGUUUCAGAAAGAAAGCAAAAGCAAUAGCAAUGGGUUGGAUCGGUGAGACUGUUGAUUCCAUCAAAUCUCUUCAGAUCCGCCAGGUCCUCACCCAGGCUGUGAGCCUAGGCAUGAUUGUUACGUCUGCACUGAUAAUAUGGAAGGCAUUGAUGUGCGUUACUGGCAGUGAAUCUCCCGUUGUUGUUGUUCUUUCUGGAAGCAUGGAACCCGGAUUCAAGCGGGGAGACAUCUUGUUCUUGCACAUGAGUAAAGAUCCUAUUCGGGCAGGGGAGAUUGUUGUGUUUAAUGUUGAUGGACGUGAGAUUCCAAUUGUUCAUCGUGUAAUUAAGGUACAUGAAAGGGAAGAUACUGGGGAGGUUGAUGUUCUCACAAAAGGAGACAACAAUUAUGGGGAUGACAGGCUACUGUAUGCUCAUGGUCAACUUUGGCUGCAAAGGCACCACAUUAUGGGUAGAGCCGUCGGGUUCUUACCAUACGUAGGCUGGGUGACCAUCAUUAUGACUGAAAAGCCUAUUAUCAAGUAUAUUCUCAUUGGUGCUUUGGGGUUGCUCGUGAUAACUUCGAAAGAUUAAAUGAUGAAUAUGAAGUCAAAACUGCGGUCUAACUUCGGAUGGUAGGGUGAGCAGAAUAUAAUGUUAAGAUUAAAAGAUGAAUCUGAAAUCAUUUUGUACCAUUCAUAGUAUAUGGGGGACAAUAUGAUGUUAAGGAUUUAUGCAAAAUAGUUGAAUUUUGGUAUAUUCUUACUUCUUCCUACUCCUUGAUGAGUUGGUAUCUGACUGAAACCCCUCUUCCUUUGCAUUUUGAGUGAAACCCCCCUUCCUUUAUAUUUUAAUUUGGUGCAGUUUAAGAUUAAGCAUAUAAAUCAGCUGUUCCUUA